Botrytis byssoidea is the source of this 795-nucleotide messenger RNA. RefSeq lists its product as uncharacterized. Gene Ontology annotation, cellular component: endoplasmic reticulum; endoplasmic reticulum membrane. The transcript has 4 exons. The coding region runs from base 1 to 795 and encodes 264 amino acids. NCBI's taxonomy places the organism in Eukaryota, Fungi, Ascomycota, Leotiomycetes, Helotiales, Sclerotiniaceae. The record is from RefSeq and is a predicted model, not a curated record. Gene Ontology annotation, biological process: 'de novo' protein folding.
AUGGCACCACUCGUUCUGCCUUCAGUCUUAAUCGCGAGCGCAUAUUUACUGUCAACUGUGUCUGCGGCGCCAAAUGUAGAUGAGCUCGUUGGAACAUGGUCUACGAAGUCCGCCGCAGUGUUGACUGGCCCAGGCUUUUACAAUCCAGUCAAUGAUACGCUACUCGAACCUACUCAUACUGGAAUCUCAUAUUCUUUCACCGCCGAUGGCUACUAUGAAGAGGCAUAUUAUCGAGCGAUCUCAAAUCCUGCGAAACCGAGCUGUGUAUCUUCGAUCAUGCAAUGGCAACACGGUAAAUUCGUCUUAAACUCGGAUGGAUCUCUUAGUCUGAGUCCCUUUAGUGUGGAUGGUCGUCAGUUGGAAUCUGCUCCAUGUACUGCCGGGACUGCAACAUACACACGAUACAACCAGAGCGAGACACUCCAGAAAUACCAAGUCUACACGGAUCCUUAUACGAAAUUAACUCGACUUGAUCUUUACCAAUUCGAUGGAAAACCUGUAAACCCGAUGUUUUUAGCCUAUAGUCCCGCUCUAAUGCUUCCUACUGAAACUCUCAACCCUACAACUUCAGCAACGUCAACUUCGAGCUCUAAAAUGAAGCGGUGGCUGGGAUACGGGGACGAACCUGAAGAGCCCACAACUUCGGAAGGCUACCUUCUUCCUCUUAACAAGAACGCCAAGCAUAUCAGUCGCGGUAUCGAGCAACCUUCGCUUAUCAAUCGCAUCGAUCUUGACCUCGUUUGGUGGGCUGGAGUCGGAUUAACCAUCUUUGGAGGCGCAGCAUAUCUGUUAUGA